Molecule: messenger RNA, 324 nt
Organism: Lobosporangium transversale
Lineage: Eukaryota; Fungi; Mortierellomycota; Mortierellomycetes; Mortierellales; Mortierellaceae
Exons: 2
Biological process (GO): regulation of transcription by RNA polymerase II
Molecular function (GO): DNA-binding transcription factor activity, RNA polymerase II-specific; RNA polymerase II cis-regulatory region sequence-specific DNA binding
Source: RefSeq, a predicted model, not a curated record
AUGGACCCUUAUCACACCAACACCAAACAAUCAAGUUCAGACUCCUAUACCAGCACUGGUUCCCACAGCACCAAAACCAAUAGAAACAAGUCCAAGAACUCCAAUCAAUCAGACACAAACGAUGUUCAACCCACAAAGACACACAAGGGAAAGGUCUUUCAAUGCACCGGCUUUGGUGACUGUCGCAUGGUCUUUACACGUAGCGAGCAUUUGGCUCGUCAUGCUCGAAAACAUACUGGUGAAAAGCCCUUCCAAUGUGUAGUAGAUGGAUGCACUCGAAUGUUCAGUCGCUUUGACAACAUGGUGCAGCACACUCAGACUCAU